Messenger RNA from Oenanthe melanoleuca, 2811 nucleotides. RefSeq names its product growth factor, augmenter of liver regeneration (gene GFER). Bases 1 to 609 code for a protein of 202 amino acids. NCBI's taxonomy places the organism in Eukaryota, Metazoa, Chordata, Aves, Passeriformes, Muscicapidae. Gene Ontology annotation, molecular function: flavin adenine dinucleotide binding; flavin-dependent sulfhydryl oxidase activity. Gene Ontology annotation, biological process: liver development. Gene Ontology annotation, cellular component: mitochondrion. The record is from RefSeq and is a predicted model, not a curated record. The transcript is spliced from 3 exons.
AUGGCGCCGCCCCGGCCCGUCCUGCACCGCGGCGCCAACAUGGCGGCGCCCAGCGAGGGCCGCGCGGGCCGGGGCUCCGCGCCCUUCCCGGGCACCGAUAGCGGCUCCUUCCCCUUCCCCUUUUCCGUCCCGCACGGCUCGGCUGGGGAGUCACCCAAGAAGCCAUGCCGAGCCUGCACGGACUUCAAGAGCUGGCUCCGCGAGCAGAGGAAGCAGGCGGCCCCGGGCAGCGCGGACGUGGCUGUCGUGGAGGAGAAGGAGCCCCCUCCGGACUGUCCCCUGGACAGGGAGCAGCUGGGCCGCAGCACCUGGGCCUUCCUGCACACCAUGGCUGCCUACUACCCCGAGCGGCCCUCGGGGGCACAGCAGAGGGAGAUGAGGGACUUCAUCAACCUCUUCUCCAAGUUCUACCCCUGCGAGCACUGUGCUGAGGACCUGAGGGAAAGAUUACGGACAAACCAACCCGAUACGAGCACCAGGAGUAACUUCUCCCAGUGGCUGUGUCUGCUCCACAAUGAAGUGAACAGGAAGCUGGGGAAGGCAGAAUUCGACUGCUCCCGUGUGGAUGAGCGCUGGAGGGAUGGCUGGAAGGAUGGCAGCUGUGAUUAACCCCCAGGGAUUGCUCUGGGAAUCCAGCAGAGCACUUCAGUCCAUGGGGAAUCGCUGCAGGGACAGUGGGAAUCAAUAAUUGUUUGUGUGGGACUGAUUCACAGCUGAACCAAUAAGGAGAAUUGAAAAUCCUAUCCCAAUGAUAUUUUGAUGAGUGGUAUCUGUAAUGGUACCUGAGGGGUUGAGGCUUCCAGAAACCUCUGAGAUUGGGUCACUGACAAACUCAUUUCAUUGUGACAUUUCCUGAUUUUGGGGGCAUUUGCUUAUUUUUGUGGCUAGAAUUUAUUUUCCCUGAACACAGUGAUGUUCUCUGCAGACAUUGCCUGAUGUUUUACAAAAUGCAUCUGAUUAAUUGUCAUUUUCAUUUCUGUUGUUCUGAUAGAGAAAAUUCAUGCUGGGUUUUGUGCCAAAUCUGUACCUCUGGAUUUCUCUUUCCAGGAUCUCCAACAUUUGUUGUUGCUCUUGCAUUCAAUUCCCUUGAUAAAAGUCCUGAGGACAGGUACAUUUCAUUUAAACACUAAAAUCGUGGAAACUAGGUUUCUCAGUUUGGUUUUGUGUUUCAACUUAUUAUGUCAGAGGACAAAGCAGAGUCAAAAUCAUUUCAAGUUCUUCACGUAGGUCGUGAUCUCAUCCCUUCCUGCUCUCCUGGCUGGGAGAAGUUUGCACGAACCCUGACAGCAGCAGGGUUUUUUUCCUUCCCUGUUUCCUGCUGAGGUUUUCUUGCAUGUUUUAUUGGGCUUCCUUAUGUCAUGCCCCACAGCACACUUGUGAAUUUACCCUUAGGAUUUUCUUGCAAGUUUUGACUGGAAAUGUUAAUGAUGCUGUUGUAAUUACAGCAAUGGCACUUCUUAUCUGAACUGAUCUUAUCUGAACUUACAGACUUUAGUCCUCACACCACUCAGUGGGGCUCCUUUAGAGGUGAAAGAACCAGUAACACCUUUGGAAACACAUUUUAACAUUUUGUGGGACAGUCAAAGUCCUUUCAAGUCGGUUCUGUUAAAAUAAUAUGAGACUUUUAUGGACUAAUGAUUCCUGAACUUUUUAUGUUGUAACAUUUCUAAACACAAACCCAAAUGAGCUGAUAAUGAGGUAUUGCAUGAGGAGUGUGAUUGAAGGUGUCAUUCAGGCUAUUAAAAGUGCUCAGAAAAUUUCCCUAUCACCAUAUUAAGGUUCUUAGACCAAACAAAUCCCAGCUCUUGGGUUUUGUCUUUUGGUAAUAAACUCAGGCCCCAAAACAAAGCCCAUUGGGAUCCACUAGAGGGGAGAGGACCAACAAAAGGGCUGCAGCCUCCCCUUUUUGCAGGUAGGACCCAAGUGACUCAGUUCUGCCAGGACACUUUUGGCAGCUGGGGGUGUGGGAAGGCGUUUCCCUCUGGGUCUGCUUGUGCUAAAGCAGGAAUUUUGUGUUCUUCCAUUCCAAUCUGCCCUCAACUGUUCUCUGUGACAAUUCCCUCGCCCACGGAGCAGAUGAUGAGAUUUCUCCCUCAUUUGUUGCAGUGUAAAUGAGGAAAACGGGUUGGUGAAGCAUCUGCCCCAUCCUUUGUCACCUUCAUCUGCCAGGGGAUCAGGCUGGGGAGUUGCAGUGCCCUGUGCCAGGCCUGGGAUGUGCUGGCCAGGGUCAGGGAGCAGCAGGGACAGCCCCCACCACACCUGUGCACUCUCUGAGUGCAGACAGGGAGGUGAGGGUGUGUCCAACCCAUUCUGGUCACUUUGUGUGCUUCAGGGAGCUGGAGGUGGAGUGCAGGAGGGAAAGCCUGUUCUGCCCUGCAGGAGUUGGGAAGAGCCUUCAAGCUGAGUCUGUGUCUCCAGCAAAUCCUGCUUAAAAAUGAGCACACCAGCUGUGGCCAGGAUGAUUUUAGGGCAGUUUCUAUCUUUGCCAAGUGGCUAUUUGAUAAAAUCUGUGCUUGCACUCUGUUCUCUCGUGGUUUUGGCUUGGCAGAAGAGUUCUGAUGUUAUUGUUUCUCAGGCAUAUCCUCACCUCUGUGGACUUGGCCAUGUGAGGAGUGGGGAAAGUUGUUUUGCUGCUUAUUUGUACCACAAGUUUUAGUCUUGGGUAAGGAAUUUCCAUUGGGGGUCCUCAUACUCCUGUAUAGAAAAUUGUGAAUUCUCUACUAACUGCACUUGAUGAAAUCUAGUUUUAAAAAUCUCUGUAGUCAAAUUAUAUUUCCUGUUGAUGUAAAAAUAAUAAAGGAACUGAAUUCA